UGUUGGCACGUAAUUGUCCUCUAAAAUUGAAUAAUUGCUAAAAUCGGGUUAUAAUGGUGAAUGAGUAGAAUGAUCUAAUUCCGCCUGGGGGUGGGGUAGUGACGUCACCAGACUGGUAUUUUCUAGACGCACCGAGGCCGUUCCUCCCAUAUGUGACGUAACGCGUGUAGGUGCUACGCACAGCCUCCUGUCCAACCAUCGACAUUAAUAUAGGUCCAAACGGCAGUUUGUUUACCUGCUGCAACACCGGAGCCGCGAACGUGGAGGCUAACGGCGACUAUUUACGGAGGGGCUUCAUUUUGCGUCAGAACGUGAGACGUAAAGUGAAGUGGGCGGUGGGGCAGCAGCCGAGUAGAGGAAAAUAAUUUUUCUCUUAAACGACGAGCAGCUCGAUUACUUCUGUCUGGACCAAAAAGACUCGAACGGGAGGUGUUUUGAGGAGGUGACAUGGUGGACUACUAUAAGAUCCUGGGAGUUCCCAGAACAGCCACUCAAGAUGAUAUCAAGAAGGCGUACAGAAAACUGGCAUUAAAAUGGCAUCCUGAUAAAAAUCCAGACAACAAGGAGGAGGCGGAGGGAAAGUUCAAAGAACUGGCCGAGGCCUACGAAGUCCUGUCUGACAAAAGCAGGCGAGAUGCUUAUGACAGAUACGGAAAUGACAGGGUGCAUCAUUCAGAUUCGUCCAGCUCGGACUUCUCAGAUUUCCCAGGAUUCACGUUUACAUUCCGCAGCCCAGACGAGGUGUUCCGAGACUUCUUUGGUGGACAGGAUCCCUUCGCCAGCUUUUUUGAUGACUUCCCACCAUUUGGAGGCUCCUCCCGCCUCGGUCCCAGUCGAUUCUUCUCUUUUCCUUCAUCUGGAGGUGAAUUUAGCUCUUUUUCCUCCUCCUUUGGUGGUCUGGAUGGGAUGGACAGCAUGAGAGGUGGGAUGGGUAACUUUAAAUCCAUUUCUACCUCCACUCGCAUCAUAAAUGGAAAACGGACUACCACUAAAACAAUAAGGGAAAACGGGAAAGAGAGAGUAGAGGUAGAGGAGGAUGGAGUCCUAAAGAGUAUUCGAGUUGAUGGUGUGGAGGAUGAGAUGGCCCUCGCUCUGGAGCUUAGCCGAAGGGAAAGCCAGCCCCAUCAGUCCUCUCAGAAGCCACAAAUCCAGAACAGAUCGGCCGGCAUGUCUGAAAGAUACCGCUCCAGUCCUUACACUGUGCCAGCCCAGCAGUCGUUUGGUGCCGCCCCCGUCUACCAGUACGAGGGCGCAGAAUGCAGUGACGACGAGGACGAGGAGCUUCAGAUGGCUUUGGCAUGCAGCUUGUCAGAAAUGGAGGCUCAACAGAGAGCCGGUGCUACUGACGUCAUAUCAGGUGCUGGGGGAAGGGGAAGACCCGAGUGUAACAAAACUGGGGGCCACAAAGAAGGGGGGGUUGCUAACGGGAAAAAUGCUAAUUUGUCUAAUGAUUACAAGGUAAUUGCUGGAGAGAAAGGAAGUCACUUUAAAGCAAAUUCGGGGCCUGGAGGUAGUUGGGAAACGGAGAAAAAUGGAACUGGAGAGCCAGCCUUCUCUUCCGAGACACCCACACGGCCGCGCGGUUCCGGCACAGAGAAGCUCAAACCUGCCAAAACUAACUCUGAAAGCAGCAUCAGAAAGAAAAAGUGUGGCUGUGUUGUCUGCUAGUCCAGUGAAUCCUUUCAUUGGCUUUAGCAAACAGCCUGACUCUGAUUUUAUAAAUCCUGUCAUUAAACACAAAAUCAGAGCAUUUUUUAAUCUUCACUGUCAAGAGAAAGGCUAUUAUAAGAAGCGUUACUACAGCGAAGUGUGUUUGUGGUUGUUUGUGUGCUCGGUGUUGGGUCGGCUGACUCUGGCAACUCAAGCUAGGCUGGAACGAUGAAAUGAGACAGAGAAGGAGAAGAAGGCCUCCGUGAAACUUCACUUCUAUAAAAUGCACACUCCCACUAGAUUUGUAAAAAUAACUGCCUUACUGUUAUUAUAGUUAUAUUUACUGUGGGAUUUUUUGAAAUAUUAUCAAAUGCAAAAAAAAAAAAAAAUCAAGUCUUAAUGCACUUUCAUUAAUAUAUGUUUGGAUGCAUUUGCAAAUUGUUUUCGAAUAAGGCACUAAAUCUUAAAGCCUUUACUCUUUUAUACAUUUAUAUGUUUGAAUUACAUAUUUAUUUUUUAUAAUUAUCACUGAUUCUAGUUGUUUGGGAUUCCCCGUCAAUUUAAAUGUUUUUUAGAAAAAAAAUAUAAGGAUCUAUUUGAUCAUUUGAACAAAAGUUGGAGAGAUACAUUUUAUUAUUAUUUUUAAAAAAUAUUUCUGAUGCUGCUCAGACACAAACAUUAAACCCACUUUUAUGGGGUGGUUGUGGCUCAAAGAGGACGGCUGAAAGUUCCUGGUUCAACCCCCAACUUCCCUAGAUGUCUCGGUUUUGAGCAAGAUACCAACCCGGAUUUUUGUGUCUGCCUUGUUGUGUGUUUAUUAUUCAAAAUUAUAGAACAAAUGUAGAUAUUUUUAUUCCAGAUUCUAAAGAAUGCUCGCUAAGGCUUUAAGGCUCUGCUGAGAUCAGCCACAGCUACUCAGAGUAAUCCAGGAAUGUAAAACGAACAAAGAUUGUGUUUAUGUGAGCGAGGGCAAACUUGGUGUUGAUUAACAAAACCUAAAAUUGCCUUUUUAAAACCUCCUAUGAGGUUUUUUAUUUAGUAACGGCAUUAAGUGUGAGUUGCUAUAUCUGUGAGGAAACCUCUAAAUUCAGGAAAAUGUGUUUGUGCCAAAGCUCAGAAGCAUUAAAAUAAUAAAUGACAGUAUUACCGUGUUAAAAAUACCUUUUGCUACUCCUAAAGUCAUGUAGCUCAAUCAGCAAUAAGUGUUUUUGUGUGUUUUUUAUUCAUAACCAAAUAUAUAAAAAUGUUUUUACAAUAGCAUGAGUGUUGCUUUAAUGAUAACACGGAGGAUCACUGGCAAAUAUUAAGCCAAUUCACUUAUUUAUCAUCCCUCCCCUUUUGAUACUGAGGUGGAGGACAGGGAAUAAAAAGGGAAAUAAGCAAAUAAAAUAUUUUAUAAAUGCAGAUCAGCUUGUACUUGUAGUCUGCUGCAUAUGUGUGUUUUCUCGUUGCAAAUUGUUAAAUGCAAAUUGUUAAAUGCUACAUAACUAAUAAAGUUUGAGCCUAAAGAUGAGUUGGAGUUCUUCUUAAACUAACAUCCGCAGAGGAAUUUGGGAUUGGCUUCUCGCAUUGCUGCAAACGACUGAAACACACUUAAUGACGAGGGUUGCUGUGCAGAAGUCAAAGUUCUCUUCAUCAAAUCAAUUAACUCUGUUUUUAUAGGCAAAUACUCAGAAGCUUGUGCUAGAAUUUGAUUUUUAUCUGCUAACAUUCUGAAACAUGAUUUGGACUUGUGUCUUACACAUCCUGCUUCCUGUUUCAGAGUCAGACUGCAAGGCCUUCACAAGCUAACCUGAUUGGCUCAUGCUGCUCUGUGCCCUUAAACCCGACGAGGAGGUAAAAAACGACCAGUGUGAAUCUUAGUCGUUCAUAUUUAGUUGAAAUCUAAAUUAAAUGAAUCAGAUUGUUCACAGAAGUGAAGUGUUGCUCUUCUUGUACAUCUGUUUACGCAGAUCAGUUUGCUACGGUGCACUUUUUCCUGUCUGACGGCCUCUACAAGCUGAACGAAUCUUAAAUCAUAUCUAUUUAUUUUGAAUACAUGUGUCUGUAUGUAGCUUGUAGUGGAACUUAAAGUGGGAAAUUGGAAAGCAAAACGAAAGUUUUGUGUAACAUUUGUGAUUAUGUAAUUAAGUAAAUAUGAAAGAUUUUGUGCAAAGGCUUGAAAGUUACCAGAAUGGAGGAGAUUUUCUCUGUUAACGUGUUAUUUUCUCUUACUGAAUGUGUUGUUGUUUUUCUUGUAAGAAGGAGGUUGGAAUUAAAUAAAAAGCCCAAAAAUCA
Molecule: messenger RNA, 3927 nt
Organism: Nothobranchius furzeri (turquoise killifish)
Lineage: Eukaryota; Metazoa; Chordata; Actinopteri; Cyprinodontiformes; Nothobranchiidae
Gene: dnajb2
Product: DnaJ heat shock protein family (Hsp40) member B2
Molecular function (GO): Hsp70 protein binding
Source: RefSeq, a predicted model, not a curated record